Messenger RNA from Tripterygium wilfordii, 2124 nucleotides. Its product is annotated as plastidic glucose transporter 4-like. The record is from RefSeq and is a predicted model, not a curated record. Gene Ontology annotation, cellular component: membrane. Gene Ontology annotation, molecular function: carbohydrate:proton symporter activity. Gene Ontology annotation, biological process: transmembrane transport; carbohydrate transport. Lineage: Eukaryota; Viridiplantae; Streptophyta; Magnoliopsida; Celastrales; Celastraceae. The transcript is spliced from 14 exons. Bases 209 to 1831 code for a protein of 540 amino acids.
AGAGAAGAAGAGAGUUGAACUCUCCACCAACAUUGUUCUUGUUUCUUAAUCUCGCUGUUUCCCUCCGGAUUUCACAAAGUUUCUCUCUCUUUCUCGCAUUUUCUCGGAAAAUUAAAUUACAUAGAACGUUACGAUCACUCACUCGCUACCGAGACGGAGAUCGAUCACACCCUCACUCAUUUUCAUUUCAAAUUCCAAUUCGGCGACAAUGCAAGCAUCGGCGUGUGUAGCUGCGAGAGGGGGAGUAGGAUUCGAAGUUACAAGAAGGAGAGUUUGGCCUGGCUUUGCUGGAUUGAGCAGGAGAGGUUUAGCAAUAAAUAGGAACAGUAUUUGCGUGAGUGGCAGGAGCACUUGCUGUGGUUUGCGGGCCGAUUCGGUCUCCGUGGUGACGGAGCUCAUGCCUGUCAAUCUGAUUCGGUCAUCGGUCAAGGCCCGUUCUGUGAAAGCUCAAGCCUCUGAGGGAGAUGUUGAGGCUGUUGCACCUCUGAAGCCUUCUGGAAUAGUUUUGCCGUUUGUUGGCGUUGCUUGUCUGGGAGCUGUACUCUUUGGUUACCAUCUUGGGGUGGUAAAUGGUGCUCUUGAAUACCUCGCCAAGGAUUUAGGGAUUGCUGAAAACACCGUGCUACAAGGAUGGAUUGUAAGCACUCUACUGGCGGGUGCUACCAUUGGUUCAUUUACUGGAGGAUCAUUGGCAGACAAGUUUGGCAGGACAAGGACUUUUCAAUUAGAUGCAAUCCCACUUGCAAUCGGAGCAUUUCUCUGUGCCACAGCCCAGAGUGUGCAAACUAUGAUAGUUGGUCGCCUACUUGCUGGCAUUGGAAUUGGCAUCUCAUCUGCUAUCGUCCCACUCUACAUAUCUGAGAUCUCACCAACUGAAAUUCGUGGUACACUUGGAUCUGUAAACCAACUCUUUAUCUGUAUUGGGAUUCUUGCAGCUUUGGUGGCUGGAUUACCUUUAGCUGGCAACCCUUUAUGGUGGAGAACAAUGUUUGGUAUCUCAGCUAUCCCUGCUAUUCUACUGGCACUAGGAAUGUCAUUUUGUCCAGAAAGUCCUCGGUGGCUUUUUCAGCAAGGAAAAUUUUCUGAUGCGGACAAGUCCAUUAAGACAUUGUAUGGAAAAGAAAGAGUUACUGAAGUUAUGCAGGAUUUAACAGCUACAACUCAAGGUUCUGUGGAGCCAGAAGCAGGAUGGCUUGAUCUAUUUAGUAGUCGUUAUUGGAAAGUUGUUAGUGUGGGGGCGGCACUUUUCUUGUUCCAACAGUUGGCUGGAAUAAAUGCUGUAGUAUAUUAUUCUACUUCUGUAUUUCGCAGUGCUGGAAUUGCAUCUGAUGUUGCAGCUAGUGCUCUCGUCGGAGCAUCUAAUGUCUUCGGCACAGCUGUUGCAUCCUCUUUGAUGGACAGGCAAGGAAGGAAGAGUCUUUUGAUGACAAGCUUUAGUGGAAUGGCUGCUUCAAUGUUGCUGCUUUCUUUGUCCUUAUCUUGGAAGGUUCUGGCUCCAUAUUCGGGUGCUCUCACUGUUAUUGGAACAGUUCUCUAUGUGUUGUCCUUUUCACUUGGUGCUGGUCCAGUGCCUGCACUUCUUUUGCCAGAGAUAUUUGCAUCAAGAAUCAGAGCAAAAGCAGUUGCAUUAUCCUUGGGGAUGCACUGGAUCUCCAACUUUAUCAUUGGCCUGUACUUCCUGAGUGUUGUAAACAAAUUUGGGAUCAGCAGAGUGUAUCUGGGAUUCGCAACCAUCUGUCUACUCGCUGCAGUGUACAUAACUGGUAAUGUUGUGGAAACAAAGGGUCGAUCAUUGGAGGAAAUAGAACGUGCUCUUAACCCUGCAAUUUGACUCAAAUAUUGCUCGAAGUGAUUACAAAUUCUGACCUUAUUUCCGCCGGCCUUCUUCUCUGGAUGGUUAGUGUCUUAAUGACUUGAUAGUGAGGCUUUUGCUGUUCUUCAAGCGGGUCUGACUCUGUACUUAGGAAUAAAUUCUCAAAGCCCCUUUUUACAUCGGCUGUAACCAGCUUCAGUGAAAUGUCUUUGUUCUCAAGGGAACCUGAAAUUGUUGCCUUACUCAUUUGAUAGUUAAAGUGAGCACUAGAUUUUGUUGCAGGCAAUCAAUUUUAAAUCUUCUUUUUUUUU